AUGCAGCUCGGUCUCUAUAUAGGAGAUGCUAAAAGAUUUCCCGGAACUGGUUCAGAGGACAUCUGCCACUUGUGGUUAUGCUUUGAGAGGGAGUCUAGUUCCUUGGAUGAUUUUGACCGUGCUGGACAAAAGGUCACUCCUCGUCUGGAAGGGCAACAAUUAUUUAAGUCACAACAAGAAACCAAAUUUACAGGAGAGGGGGAUGAUUAUUUCAAGAAGAAUGCUUGUGACAAGAAAAAGCAAGUUUCAGAGAUAGCUGAUGAACAAUAUCCAGCAAAGUGGCAAAAGAGUGCAGCUCAAAAGAUAAAGAAAGCACAUGGGAAGGAUUCUGAGAUUCUGAACUCCUUUGAACAAAAUACAGAGGAAAAGAUCAAAGCCAAGGGUGACAAACCAGAUGUAGAAAAUGAGCAACCGAUGAAAGAGCCUGUUUCAGAGAAAACAAAAGUACAUGCUCAUCAGUGCACUGCAUUUGUAUUAAAUUUUCCCUCUAAGGCAAAUGAAGAACAUCUGCGUCAAAUCUUCGGUGAUGUUGGGGGAGUGGUUGCUAUUAGAAUACUGCAUGACAAGUUCACUGGAAAGCCAAGGGAAAUGGCAUUUGUGGAUUUUUCAGAUGAUGCACACCUCAUUGCAGCUGUAGCAAAAAAUAAACAAAGGCUCCUUGGAAAGAAGCUGAACAUUGCAUGA
Molecule: messenger RNA, 684 nt
Organism: Prunus armeniaca (apricot)
Lineage: Eukaryota; Viridiplantae; Streptophyta; Magnoliopsida; Rosales; Rosaceae
Source: the annotation of a GenBank genome assembly